AUGGAGGGAGACGUUAUGGACAAAGUGGAGGCCACGGCGACGGUCCGUGACUUCGACCCCAUCAGUGGGAGCAUCCCUGCCACCAAAGUGGAGAUCACCGUGUCAUGCAGGAACCUCUUGGACCGAGACACUUUCACCAAAUCUGACCCAUUGGUUGUCUUGUACACCCAGGGCGUGGAGUCCAAACAGUGGAGAGAGUUUGGCAGAACAGAGGUGAUCGACAACACACUAAAUCCAGACUUUGUCAGGAAGUACAUCCUGGACUACUUCUUUGAGGAGAAGCAGAACCUGCGCUUUGACGUGUAUGAUAUUGACUCUAAAAGCCCAGAUCUGGCAAAGCAUCCAACCGACUUUAACGACUUCCUGGGACAGGUCCACUGUACAUUGGGAGAGAUUGUGGGCUCACCUGCCAGUCGCCUGGAGAAACCUUUGGGUGGCAUACCUGGGAAGAAAUGUGGGACCAUUAUCUUGUCUGCUGAGGAGCUGGGAAACUGCAGAGAUUACGCCACAAUGCAAUUCUGUGCCAACAAACUGGAUAAAAAGGACUUCUUUGGAAAGUCAGACCCCUUCAUGGUCUUCUACAGAAGCAACGAGGAUGGCACGUUCACCAUUUGCCACAAGACUGAGGUGGUGAAGAACACACUUAACCCCGUGUGGCAGCCCUUCUCCAUCCCCGUCAGAGCGCUCUGCAAUGGAGACUAUGACAGGACGAUCAAAGUGGAAGUGUAUGACUGGGACAGAGACGGGAGCCACGACUUCAUCGGUGAAUUCACAACCAGCUACAAAGAGCUGUGUCGGGGUCAGAGCCAGUUAAACGUCUACGAGGUGGUGAAUGCCAAGAAGAAAAUAAAGAAAAAGAGAUACAUCAACUCUGGGACGGUGUCCCUGUUGUCGUUCAACGUGGAGUCAGAGCACACCUUCCUGGAUUACAUCAAAGGAGGGACUCAGAUUCACUUCACAGUGGCCAUUGAUUUCACUGCAUCAAACGGAAAUCCAUCCCAGUCCACUUCACUGCACUACAUGAACCCAUACCAGAUGAAUGCCUAUGCCAUGGCCCUGAAGGCUGUGGGAGAGAUCAUCCAGGACUAUGACAGUGAUAAGAUGUUCCCUGCCCUGGGAUUCGGUGCUAAGCUGCCCCCUGAUGGGAGGGUCUCCCAUGAGUUCCCUCUGAACGGCAACACUGAGAACCCGUACUGCAACGGCAUGGAGGGGAUUCUCGAAGCUUACCAUCAAAGCCUUAAGACGGUUCAGCUGUAUGGACCCACCAACUUCGCCCCUGUUGUUAAUCAUGUGGCAAGGUAUGCAGCAGCGGUUCAGGAUGGAUCUCAGUACUUUGUCCUGCUCAUUAUCACUGAUGGCGUCAUAUCAGACAUGGCUCAGACCAAGGAGGCCAUAGUGAAUGCAGCUAAACUCCCCAUGUCUAUCAUCAUUGUUGGAGUUGGUCAAGCUGAGUUUGAUGCCAUGGUGGAGCUGGACGGUGACGACAUCAGGAUCUCCUCACGGGGGAAGUUGGCAGAGAGAGACAUCGUGCAGUUCGUCCCGUUCAGAGAUUACAUGGACCGCACAGGUAACCACGUGCUGAGCAUGGCGAGGCUGGCUAAAGACGUACUGGCUGAGAUCCCUGACCAGCUGAUCUCCUACAUGAAGAGCAGAGGCAUUAAACCCAACCCCGUCCCACCAGCUUACUCGCCCGGGGACCGCCCCCAGUCCAACCCCGUCUGA
Seriola dumerili (greater amberjack) is the source of this 1722-nucleotide messenger RNA. It is a transcript of the gene cpne5a, whose product is annotated as copine-5-like. Bases 1 to 1722 code for a protein of 573 amino acids. NCBI's taxonomy places the organism in Eukaryota, Metazoa, Chordata, Actinopteri, Carangiformes, Carangidae. Gene Ontology annotation, cellular component: plasma membrane. Gene Ontology annotation, biological process: cellular response to calcium ion. The transcript has 21 exons. The record is from RefSeq and is a predicted model, not a curated record. Gene Ontology annotation, molecular function: calcium-dependent phospholipid binding.